Molecule: messenger RNA, 5288 nt
Organism: Theobroma umbraticum
Lineage: Eukaryota; Viridiplantae; Streptophyta; Magnoliopsida; Malvales; Malvaceae
Source: RefSeq, a predicted model, not a curated record
AUGGCAAUAUCCUCUAAUGAAAAGAUGAAGAAACUAGUUGCACGCCUCAAUUUAAGCUCUACUGAGGCAGUUUUAUCAAGGAUAACUUUGUUGCUUCAGUUUUCUGCCUCAGAUGAUAACUUUGUGAGUGCUAUUAGCAGAGGUGUCCAUCAAAAUCAGUCAGAAACUUGGGGUGAAGUCUUUAGCUGGUUAUCAAUUUUGUGGAAGCGAGGCUUUUGUCAUGAUAAUCCUCAAGUUAGAUGCAUGAUCAUGCAGUCAUUUUUGGGGAUUGAAUGGACAAAAUAUGGAAGCUGUGUGAAGUCGGUACCUGAAAUUUUUAUUCUUGGUCCUUUGAUGGAAGCUUUGAAUGAUCCAGUACACCAUAAUGAUUUUGGUGUUAAAGGAGUUUACUCUUCAAAAACAAUUGAGGGUGCAGCGCAAUUUUUGCAUCAUUAUUCAAGUUACCUGGAUUCAAGGGAAAGGAUUGACUUUUUAAGUAGCUUAGUAUCCCUCGCUAAAAGGAAGUCUUUCAGUAGAGCUGGAUUGAUGGGUCUUGCAGAAUGUAUUGCUGCAUCUGCUUUGGGGGCUUGCAAAUACAGUGACAAUAAAGUGAAGUUUUCCAAAGAUGGUUUUGUUGAUAAAGUCCAACAGGAAAAUUCUUUGCAGAACUUUCUGCAUGAUGAUGGGACAGAGUUGCUGGAUGUUUUCAGAUAUGUUCUUGAGAGCAGCAAGCAACAUUUCAAUCCUAAUUACCGUUUUCGAGUCUGUGAAAAAGUAGUGGAGGCUGCUGCUUUAUUGGUGCCUGCAAGUGAUGUUCCUCUUGAGAUACUUUUGCACUUUAUUUCAACAUUGCCACGGGAAUUUACUGAUCAUGGUGGUUCUCUACGUGUAAGAGUACAAGACUGGCUUUUGCAGAAUCAUUACACUCCUCAUUGUGAUGGUACCUGGAUGCAGCUUUUGGAUACUCUCUAUGGCUUUCCAAAAAGGUUCAUUACUCAUAAUUAUCUGGUUGAAAAUUUUAAUGAUGAAGACUUGGAUGCAUGGGAUCUUGAAGUGAGAAGAUGGGCAAGAGUACUCUUUCUUGUAAUCAAGGAAGAACAUCAAUUAGUACCUUUACUGAUGUUUAUUCAAAAUCAUGGAACAAAUAUCUGUAAACAGAAAAACCAUUCAGAGUGGAUACCUGUGAAGUUUCUCACACUUAUCCUGGGCUUGAUUCAAGAGAUCCAGGUGAUGCAGAGCAGAGUUGCUAAACUUGGUGUAAGAAUUCAAAUCAAAUCUGAAAUGGGCCUGCUGGAGACAGAGGAGCGACCAAAUAAUGUAGAAGCUUCAAUAGUUUACAAGAUGUUCACUGGCCCUUUACUUUUUAUAUUGGAGGAACUUGUGUCCUUUGCCAACUUGUCUUGUUCCAUAUUCUUGUCCAGUUCUGAGAUUGACGACAAGGUUCUGCCUAGUUCUGUGAGAGGAAAACUUGGAGGUCCUAGUCAGCGACGAUUAUCAAAUUCUUUGACAACUGCUGUGUUACAAGCUAUAAUGUCUGUUAAAGCUGUUGCACGUAUAUCUGCCUGGUGUGCACAACUUAGAUGUGGCAUUCUGUUAAAUUCUGCCUUUACUUUUGUUUGGAAAUUCUUCUGUAACACUAUUGCUUCUCUGACUUGUAACUCUGAGACUGGAGCUGAAGUUUGUCUUGCUGCAUAUGAAGCAUUAGCUCCUGCUCUGAAAGCACUUUUCUCUACGUUCUCUCCUCAAACUUUGGACCUUUUCAGGGAAAAUUGCAAGUCAUUAGUACCUGCAGUAGAAGGUGAACCUUGGUUAGGUUCGGUAGUUCUUUCUUUUCUUCAGAAUAUCAAUGAUCUUCUCGCCGUCGGAUUCAUGGCACGCACUAGGCGGGCAGUUUUGCUUAAUUGGAAGUGGGUUUGCUUAGAGUCUCUGCUCUUGAUUCCUUACUAUGCUUUUGAGAGUAAGCUCUAUGUAGAGGAUUGUAGAUUUUUUUUCUCGGAUGCUGCUGUCAGACACAUUGUUACUGAUAUUCUUGAAAGUCUUGAGAAUGCUGGGGAGGGUUCUGUUUUACCCAUGUUGAGAUCCAUCAGACUGGCCUUGGAGCUAUUUACUCCAGGAAGGUUGUCUGUGGUUGUUUCCCAAUGCAGUGGUAUAGAUUCUCAGAUGAUUUGGCAUUUGGUUCGAUCCUCUUGGAUAUUGCAUGUCAGCUGCAACAAGCGGAGAGUUGCUCCUAUCGCUGCACUUUUAUCUUCUGUCUUGCAUCCUUCCUUGUUUAGUGAUGGGGACAUGCAUGAAACUGAUAAUGAACCUGGGCCCCUGAAAUGGUUUGUUGAAAAGCUUCUGGAUGAAGGCACAAAAAGUCCUCGGACAAUUCGUCUUGCAGCUUUACAUUUGACAGGGCUCUGGGUCUUAAAUCCAAGGACCAUAAAGUACUACAUAAAAGAACUGAAGCUGCUAACACUCUACGGUUCUGUUGCUUUUGAUGAGGAUUUUGAAGCUGAGUUAACUGAAAAUCAUGAUGCAAGAACUGAAGUUACAUUAUUGGCUAAAACCCCAGACCCUGAGUUGACUGAAUUGUUUAUCAACACAGAGUUGUAUGCUCGUGUGUCUGUUGCUGUUCUCUUUUACAAGCUGGCUGACUUUACUAAUAUGGUGGGAUCAUCAGGUGGAAACAAAGAUUACCAGGCAGCCCUUGAAUCUGGAAAAUUGUUUCUGCUAGAGCUUCUGGAUUCUGUGGUAAAUGAUAAGGAUCUUGCAAAAGAGUUGUAUAAGAAGUAUAGUGCGAUCCAUAGACGAAAAAUACGUGCUUGGCAGAUGAUAUGUGUUCUGUCACAAUUUGCUGAUGAUGAUAUAGUUGGAGAAGUUGCUCAUUGCUUGCACAUAGCACUUUACAGGAACAACUUGCCUUCUGUUCGACAGUACUUGGAAACAUUUGCGAUUAAUAUUUACUUGAAAUUUCCAUCUUUGGUUGCAGAGCAAUUGGUUCCCAUAUUACGAGAUUAUGACAUGAGGCCCCAGGCCCUUUCUUCGUAUGUGUUCGUGGCAGCAAAUGUGAUCCUCCAUGCUUCUAAAGAGACUCGAUUCCGGCAUUUGGAUGAACUACUUCCUCCCAUACUUCCAUUGUUAACUUCACAUCAUCAUAGUUUACGUGGCUUUACUCAGGUUUUGGUACAUCAAGUACUUUGCAAACUUUUUCCUCCCAUGGAUCCUAGAAGCUCUGAAUUCAUACCUUUGGAAAAAAGGUGCUUUGAGGAUUUGAAAUUAUACCUGGCAAAGAAUUCUGAUUGCAUGCGCUUGCGAGCUUCAAUGGAAGGCUAUCUUGAUGCUUAUAAUCCAAAAACCUCUGUUACUCCUGCUGGAAUUUUUGUUAGUCGCGUAGAGGAAAUCGAGUUUGAAUGUGUUCCAACAUCCCUCAUGGAGCAAGUGCUUAAUUUUCUAAAUGAUGUGAGGGAAGAUCUGAGAUGUUCGAUGGCAAAGGAUACAGUGACAAUCAAGAAUGAGAGUCUAAAUAUCAGUGAAGAUCCUGAAUCAAUCGAGAAACUGCCUACUGCUUGUAAAGAGAGAUUGUUUACUGAGUUGUCUAAAGAUGCACAUUUGGACUUCCAGAAAAAGAUUACUUUCUUUAAUCAUGAGAAGCAGGUCAGGAAUUCCAGUUCCUUAUUGGGCAAAGAAGAAGUGUACAAGCAACUUCUAGAAAUGGAGAAGGAAGAUGGUCUUCUUGAUCAGUUGUUGAAGUCUAGAAGCAUGGCCAUGGAAAGGAUAAGAGGAAACCGGCAGCAUAUUAUCCUAGUAGCAUCAUUGCUUGAUCGCAUACCCAACCUUGCUGGAUUGGCACGUACCAGUGAGGUUUUUAAAGCAUCAGGAUUAGCUGUUGCAGAUGCAAAAAUAGUACAUGACAAACAAUUUCAACUCAUCAGUGUGACAGCGGAGAAGUGGGUUCCAAUCAUAGAAGUCCCUGUAAAUAGUGUGAAACAAUUCUUGGAGAAAAAGAAGCGAGAAGGUUACUCGAUCUUGGGGUUAGAGCAAACUGCAAACAGUGUACCUCUUGAUCAGUACAUUUAUCCCAAAAAGACUGUCUUGGUGCUUGGGCGUGAAAAGGAGGGUAUACCUGUGGAUAUAAUUCAUAUAUUGGAUGCUUGUAUUGAGAUUCCUCAGUUAGGGGUUGUUAGAUCACUUAAUGUACAUGAAGAGCCUACUCUGUCUCUCACAACAAAACAAAAAUACCAGAGGAGUGACAAAAACACAGUUGCGUACAAAGAGAAAAUAAAUAGUAGCCACACCAUUUUCUUGGAGUCUCACUUGCAGAAAGGAUCCUACACCAAACUGUACAGCUAUACUCAUUUGCUCAAUGGGUUUGCAGUCCAUGUAACUUCGGAAGAGGUUCUCAGCCUCCUGCAAAACGCAACUGGGGUUAGGUUCAUCCAUGAAGACGUCAAAAUGGAGAAGCUUACAACACAUUCACCUGAUUUUCUAGGAAUUCCAGCUGGUGUGUGGCCAAGAUUAGGUGGUGCAGAGACUUCUGGUGAGGGGGUUGUAAUAGGUUUCAUUGACACUGGGAUAAAUCCUUACCAUCCUAGUUUUAUGAGACAUUCGGCUUUAGGGUUUCUAAAUAGCUCAAAUUAUAAGGGGAAAUGCACUUCUGGGGAGCAAUUCCCUUCAACAGCAUGCAAUGGAAAGAUAAUGGACACGGAAGGUAGGUUAUGCCCAUACAUUGAUAAAUUCAGAAGCAAUUGGAUUGCUGUGUAUAAAGCUCUUUAUACUUUUGGAGGGUAUAUGUCAGAUGUUGUGGCUGCAGUUGAUCAGGCGGUUGAAGAUGGAGUUGAUAUACUAAGCCUCUCUUUUGGACCAUCUAGUGUCCCUCCUGGUCUUUCUGCUUUCCUUAGUAUGCUAGAAUUGGAACUCUUGUUUGCAACUAAAGCUGGUGUUUUAGUUGUUCAAGCUGCUGGAAAUGGUGGCCCUUCAUCCAGUUCAAUCAUUUCCUUCAGCCCUUGGAUCACUAGUGUUGCUGCAUCUAUCACUGACCGCAAAUAUAAGAAUACCAUCUUACUGGGCGAUGGACAGAGCUACUCUGGAGCGGGCCUUGCACGUAUUUUAUUCUCAAAAUUCCAGAUUAUGAUUUGGUCCCUUAGACAUAUAUCUUUAACAUAUUUAAAAUUCCCAUCCUUCAUCUCCUUAGUAUAAAUAAUUCCUUUUAGACUUCUUUUCAAAUUUUCUGGAGUUAUUAUUCAAGUUGACUAUCAACUUUGCAGCUCCCACGGCAGGAGAAACACAUUACCCCAUAGCUGCAGCAGCUGAUGUAUGUGUGAGGACUG